This is a messenger RNA of Bufo bufo (common toad), 3628 nucleotides long. It is a transcript of the gene RETREG3, whose product is annotated as reticulophagy regulator family member 3. The record is from RefSeq and is a predicted model, not a curated record. Gene Ontology annotation, biological process: reticulophagy. NCBI's taxonomy places the organism in Eukaryota, Metazoa, Chordata, Amphibia, Anura, Bufonidae.
GAUUUGGAUGACAGCUUUGCGCAUGCGCCGUGUCCAUCGUUGCGUCGGCGGAGAUUGUCGGGGGGGUGGACAAGUGACGGGUCGGCUGUGGUUGGUUCAGCUGUCGGUACUGCCGCGCCCUGGAGUGACGUCAAUGUUGACCACCUGGUGAGUUCGGAAGAGCAGGCGGAACGAAUUAAAGAUGGCGCAGAGAGCGGAGGAGGAAGAGGAGAACUCGGGGCUGAGGAUGAGGAGAAGCGGAUCCCGGAGCCUGGCUGCCAAGGAGCGAGACGAGCAGGUCCGGGCCGUGCAGGAAGCCCUGCAGGAGAAGCUGGGGAGCUACGAGCCGGUGCUGAGCUACCUGCAGGCCGUGCUGGUGUGGGAGAGACCCCGGCACAGCGCCCUGCUCCACCUGCUGCUCAAUGCUGCCUUCUGGUUUUUUGCCCUGACUUCACUCCGAAUCGUGUUUCUGGCAGCAUUUGGCCUGAUGAUCAUCAUCUGCGUGGAUCAGUGGAAGAACAAAAUUUGGCCUUUAUUGCUAUCUGCUGCUAUGGUUCCUUUGGACUCUUCUAGUUGGGGCUUUGUAAACCCGAGGCUGCUCAGCCUACCGUAGCUCUGUCAUCAUGCAGCCGAAGUGUGGGUCACGCUGGCAAAUUUUCAAAGGAACCUUAAAGUCUUCAAAUCUGAAAAUCCUGGCAAGUUCUGCCUCCUGGUCUGUGGAUUCCUCACCUUUCUGAUGGUCCUGGGUGGAUAUAUUCCUGGUCUUGUGCUCUCCUAUCUGCUGUUGCUAUUCAUCCUGCUAUGGCCGUUGGCUAUGUACCAUCGCCUAGGGCAGCGUGUUUACCAGAAACUGGAGCCAGCCCUGCAGAGGUUGGACUUCAGUGUCCGUGGAUACAUGAUGUCCAAGCAGAAGGAGAGACCAUUGCACGGCCGCGCCCUUCCUCCAAAUGAGGGAAGCGAUAGUGAAGAGGAGCUAGCUGCAUUCUGUCCUACGCUGGAUGAUUCUGCAGUCGCCAAAGAACUAACAAUAUCGGAUUCUGAACAUUCGGACGCAGAGAUUUCAUACACAGAUAAUGGGACGUUUAACUUGUCCCGGGGUCAGACUCCUCUUACAGAAGGCUCAGAAGAUCUGGACCGCCAUAGUGACCCAGAAGAGUCAUUUGCACGUGAUCUCCCUGACUUUCCUUCUAUAAAUCCAGAGGUAACUGGAAUAGAUGAUGAGGAUGACACCAGCAUUGGGCUCCCAUUUGCAACCAGCCGCCCCCAUAUGUCUGCCGACCAAUUCUAUGACGAGUCUUCAGAGUUGGAGGUGCCACUUGCUAUUGGUGCUCAGCAGCUCAAAGACAACCUUACCAACCUAGUCACUCGGGGGAUGAUACAGAUGGCGUUGGCAGGUGUCACCCAGCAAGCCUCAGGCUUUUUGGAAAAUCCCAGGCAGAAAACAUAUCAAAGAAACUCCAGCUCUGAGCUGGACACUGAUGCUGAAGCCGAUGACUUUGAGCUACUGGACCAAUCAGAGCUGAGCCAGAUGGAUCCAGCCAGCCCACGUGGCCAGCAGUAACUUUUGACGAAGGUGCCAGUCCCUUGUGAACAUACAAUCACAUACAAUUUUUUUUUUUUAUAAAGCGUUCUCAUUGUGGACCCGUAUCUUCAGACUGUGUCUUCUCAGUGUGCCCCCGUGUGAGGUUUCCAUUACUUAAUGCAGGACUAUUCAGCCUGCUCCUUUAUCACUGUGAAGUCUGAACCAGUAGAUUAGUGAAGCUAGAACGAAAGACGCAGUAUUUUAAAAGUCAUUACCUGCUGGAUAAUGGACUGGUACAACAGAUCGGACUUUUCUCUUCAGCACCCAUCUCAUACUAAAACUAGAUAUCUACAGUAGAAGACUGCCCGGGCAGUUCUUAGUGUAGAUGGUUAGAACAUUUGGUGGUUUGGAGUUGGGGACAUUUCAGUGCGUGACCCUGUAGUUUUCAUGUCCAGUUCACAUGGCAGAUUGUAAAAUGUGGACUUAGCACUUAAAAAGAUGUGUGUACAGGAGAGUGGAGUAAACUGAUGUCUAUAUAAAGUGUAGCUCCACUUCCAAACAAGUUUUCAUUUGGAGGAUCCACAGAUGGUAAUAUAGAUGUUUUUGGCCUUGUUGGUUAUAUUUUUGCCGAUUUGCUCUCUGGUUGCCUAAAACAUAUUUUUAGAUGUCCACAUUCGGCUGCAAGGUAAGUUUAUACAGUGGUAUGGUCGACCCCUCCCCUUCAGUAAAGGCAUAUCAAAUUUCCCAAUCCUAAAACACCAAAAUGAUGUAAAUGUAUAUUAUAAAGUCACCACUGCGGGAAUUCAAAUCUUCGGCAUCGCAGACCAACCGUGUGAUGUGGGUGAUUUUCACAAGAAGUCUCAGUAGAUUCAAAAGGUAGUCGCGCUGCCAGAUACACUUCAAAGCAUCAGAGUGCAAAGUCAAGUAAAAGCAACAGCUCUUUUUGUGUAGCUAUAACACAGGCUUCCACCAAAAGGCAAUCUCUAUCGUACGAGUUCCUCUUGUGGAUUACAAAGUUGCGCCGCACAUAGUGAAGUUCAACCAAUCUUUAUCUCUCGAAUACUUUUUAAUAUACUCUCACAAGAGUCGUUAAAAUUCAGGCAUUUAAACAAUAAAAUCUGUAGCACUGCCCGACCCGGGUUUCGCCAGGAUAACCUCGCCCCUGACGGAAAUGACACAGGAGGAACUCGUACGAUAGAGAUUGCCUUUUGGUGGAAGCCUGUGUUAUAGCUACACAAAAAGAGCUGUUGCUUUUCCUUGACUUUGCACUCUGAUGCUUUGAAGUGUGCCUGGCAGCGUGACUACCUUUUGAUAUUAAAUUUCCCAUAAGUUGGCUUAAAUUGUCAGGAGGGAAGUGUUUCUUGCUUGUCAGUAAAGGAGAAAGCUGCAUUUACUAAUGCCAUCGCUCGUCCUUAUACAGAACCAUUGUUUGCCGGCAGCAGAGCGUGUUUAGACAGCACUAUCAGCUGCUGGCAAACGAUUUAGGUGACCACAUGAAAGAUCCACUUACCUGAUGAACGAGCGUCUUGUGGCACCUUUACACCAGCAGAUUAUUGCUAAGGAGCAUUCAUACGAACUCAUUAGCAAUAUCUGCCCUAACAUCCAGCAGUGUUAAGGGCAUUUAAAUGGAAGCCAUAUAUCCGCCGUGACCCCUAAAUAAACAUGUUAGGCACUCUUGUAAAAGUAUUCCUUUAUUUAAUGCAUGGUAAGUAACAAAGUUAAAAUCUUCAAAUACCGCUUAUAAAUUUUAAGUCCAUUGCACGCUCUUAACCCGGCCAUACACAUUCAAUAUCUGUUGGCUGAAUGUUCGUUCAGCUGACCACUAUCGCUCCCAUCUCCUUCCCAGCUUCCCCAUAUACAUACGUUUCGGGAGAGCGGAGAAAGCCUCUGGCAGACACUUCUGGCGGUGUCUUAUCUCACUGGAGAACAAAAGGAUUGGGCGAUAAUACACUUGUAGUUGGAGUCUAGCCUGGAGUAUGUCUCCUGCUAGAGUCAGUAGGUUGGCCAAGGCAAUUAGGUCAUCUGAACCUCUGGCACAGAGGUUGGUGGAGAGGAGAUACAAUUUAAACCCAUGGUCCUUUGUAUUGACCAUGAAGAAAUGAUUUACAAUAUAUUGGAGAAAUAUAA